AUGUCUGUUUCUAGCGAUUCCGAGAACUCAGACGCAGCCGGAUGGCUGGAUGUAGAGCCCGAUCAGGAACAAAUUACGUUUGUGUCACUCUUUGACGCAGAGACUUUCUCCAGCAUCGAAGACCUUCUCACUCAUUGCAAAACUCAACACGCAUUCGACCUGGUCGCUACCAUUCACCGCCUCGGACUUGAAUUCCACGAUGCCAUAAAGCUCAUUAACUUUAUUAGAGCCUGUACGCUCGAGAAGAAGAGUCUGCCCCAGGUUGUUUCGGUCCAUGACUUCUCCGACGACAAGUAUCUCAAACCGGUACUUGAGAACGACGCCCUGCUCUUUUCGUUGGACGAGAUCCUUCCCGAAGUCCCUGAGAAUAUUGAAAACGCCUCGCCUGAGAAAAGCUCAUCACCAGAAACCAGAAAUAAAGAGCUCGAGGCUGAAUUAGCCGCUGUUAACGAGCGAUUUGCUAGCUACCGAAUGGCUGUUGAGGAGACACUGGACAAGCGCUGGGGCGAUGAGAACGAGGCUGGAAAACCAGGAAGCGAAAAGAAAAAGGACUCUUCUGAUUACUACUUCGAGUCGUAUGCCUACAAUGACAUCCACGAAACUAUGCUCAAGGAUGAGGUUCGCACCGACGCAUAUCGUGAUUUUAUCUACGAGAACAAGCAACUGUUCCAGGGGAAGAUAGUUCUUGAUAUCGGAUGCGGUACAGGCAUUUUGAGCAUGUUCUGUGCGAGGGCUGGUGCAGCGCAGGUUAUAGCUGUCGACAAGUCAGACAUCAUCGACAAAGCCCGAGAGAACGUGUUCAACAACGGGCUAGCGGGCACCAUUACUUGUCUCCGUGGUGCUAUUGAAGAUGUCAAGCUCCCUGUUGAUCAGGUCGACAUCAUUGUCAGCGAGUGGAUGGGCUAUUGUCUGCUGUACGAGGCCAUGCUACCUAGCGUCCUAUACGCUCGUGACAAAUACCUCCGACCGGAUGGCCUCCUUGUGCCCAGCUCCGCUACCAUUUGGGUGGCACCCGUUCGAGACUCGGAAUUCGUCACAGACACAGUGUCAUUUUGGAGAGAUGUUUACGGGUUCGACAUGAAGGCCAUGCAAGAGUGCAUCUACGACGAGACCAGGAUUCUAAACAUGCCGCCCGCUACAGUUUGUGGUACACCCCAUCCAUUCAAGGUUCUGGAUCUUCACACUGUCAAGCCGGAGGACUUGUUCUUCACCGCGACUUGGGAGUCUCAGCUGCCAGCACCUGAAACGACACCCGAGGUAUUCGUGAAGCAGAAAUCUGGCUAUGUGGCUUUCACUACUGGGCCUUUCGGAAAGGCAACACAUUGGAAGCAGGGGCUUUUGCUCCAACCCCCCACAGAGCUGAAAGCCUCGCAGCCGAAAAUCACAGGCCAGAUCGUCUUUUCUGCCUUGGAGGAAAAUGCUAGAGCUCUUGACAUUCGGCUGACAUGGGCUGAAGAAGGCCGGGAGGAGGAGAGCAGAAGCUGGAAGUUGAAAUGA
Molecule: messenger RNA, 1497 nt
Organism: Akanthomyces muscarius
Lineage: Eukaryota; Fungi; Ascomycota; Sordariomycetes; Hypocreales; Cordycipitaceae
Exons: 4
Coding region: 1-1497 (498 amino acids)
Biological process (GO): peptidyl-arginine methylation
Cellular component (GO): nucleus
Molecular function (GO): protein-arginine N-methyltransferase activity
Source: RefSeq, a predicted model, not a curated record